UCUGAAGUGCAGCUUCUAGAAGAACUGUUUGUGCCUUCCCUUGGUCUUGACUUUGGCCUGCUGCCAGCCACGGUCAAAGACCAGGGUCUCUGGCCUUCCCAGACUGAGCAAGGGAGAGUGUUGAAUCCCCAGUGGUGUCAGUGGUUUGACGGGGGUUAGGAUGCCCAUUCUGGAACCGCCCAACAGAAGCAGACAGAAGCAGGGAUCGGCACGGCAGUGUUGACGCUCCCUGGGGCCCACCCCCCAUUCUCCAGCGCAUCGGGGUGGGGCACAGGGGCCACCACUGAAUAAUAAUGCCACCUCCUCGGGAAAUGUCACCACCUUGCAAGGAGUCAGGCCAGCGUGGUGUCUUGGUGGUCAGUGGCCGCCCACAGUGACCCACGCAGAGACGUUUGAAUGGGUUUACACGGGCCGGAGGGACUGCGCGGCCCCGGGCCCCACGGCAGGUGUGCUGGUGCACAGACUUCCAGAAGAUGGGGAGCGUCCUGCUCACUGCUCUUCUGACGUCGGUCUCAGCGCCUUGUGCCCAGGCUGUGUGGCUGGGAAGGCUGGACCCGAGGCAGCUUCUGGGGUCCUGGUACGUUCUCGCCGUGGCCUCCGGUGAGAAGGGCUUUGCGGUGGAGAAGGCCACGAAGGACAUCGAGGGUGUCGUGGUGACCCUUACUGCCGAAAACAGUCUGAAAAUGCUGUCCUCCAGGCACAGGCGAGUGAGCUUGGGCACGGUGCUGCUGUGGAGACAGAACUCUGGAUGGGUGUUUGUGAACCCCUCCCUGGGCGUGUCAGACUACUGGGUGCUGGGCACCGACUUCAGGGACUAUGCUGUCAUUUUCACCCAGCUGGAGUUCAAGGACGAGGCCUUCAACAGGGAGCUAUACAGUCGGACGGAGCUGGCCAGCCAGGAGGCCGUGUGCCUCUUCACCAGGUGGAGCAGGGGCCUGGGCUUCCUGUCCCAGCAGCAGGCCGCGCUGCAGCGGGACCUCACCUGUGCGCACAAGGCCUUCCAGGUAAGCUGGCUUCCCGAGCAUCACCCCGCGUCCUACACCCCAGUGCUCUGCAGCCAUGAGGGGCCGGGGACCCGGGUGGAGGCAGACGCCCCUCGAACCUGGGGUCCUCCAGUGCUCUUCCUGGUUUUCAGUGAAUGCUUCGCCUCCAGUGGGGACAGUGCCCACCGUGUCCAGGCGAGGCCGGCCAGGCGCUGGCAACCUGCUCAGCCACCCGGGUGCUGGGUGCUGGGUGCUGGGUGCUGGGUGCUGGGCAGGUGCUCCCAGGGAAUCUUGCUGCGUUUCCAAAUAAAGCGAUUCCACAAACCGCUAUAG
This is a messenger RNA of Neofelis nebulosa (Clouded leopard), 1316 nucleotides long. It is a transcript of the gene LCN6, whose product is annotated as lipocalin 6. The record is from RefSeq and is a predicted model, not a curated record. Gene Ontology annotation, molecular function: small molecule binding. Lineage: Eukaryota; Metazoa; Chordata; Mammalia; Carnivora; Felidae.